AUUGGCUGCUCGCGUUCUACGGAGUUGGCGCCAUUGAAACCCGUCGUGCUGCCUUCAGUGCGCUUUCCUCCCAAAAAGACUCAUAAUUUGCCCACAUAAGCGGCUCGACUGCGACGCAAUGGCCGAUAAAGACGCUGCAUUUGACGAUGCCGUGGAGGAAAGGGUGAUCAAUGAGGAGUACAAGAUCUGGAAGAAGAACACUCCUUUCCUCUAUGACCUGGUUAUGACUCACGCCUUGGAGUGGCCCAGCCUCACUGCCCAGUGGCUGCCAGAUGUCACCAGACCGGAGGGUAAAGACUACAGCGUGCACAGGUUGGUUCUGGGCACUCACACUUCUGAUGAGCAGAAUCAUCUUGUCAUCGCUAGUGUGCAGCUCCCAAACGACGAUGCCCAGUUUGAUGCCUCACAUUACGACAGUGAAAAAGGAGAAAAUAUAGAGUUUGGUGGCUUUGGAUCUGUAAGUGGGAAAAUAGAAAUUGAGAUCAAGAUCAACCAUGAGGGAGAGGUGAACAGAGCUCGUUACAUGCCUCAGAAUCCCUGCAUUAUCGCCACUAAGACCCCCACCAGUGAUGUGUUGGUUUUUGAUUACACAAAGCAUCCCUCUAAACCUGAAGACCCUUCAGGAGAGUGCACCCCUGACCUGCGCUUGAGAGGACAUCAGAAGGAAGGUUAUGGCCUUUCCUGGAACCCAAACCUCAGUGGUUGUCUCCUUAGUGCUUCUGAUGACCAUACCAUCUGCCUGUGGGACAUCAGCACAGUGCCCAAGGAGGGAAAGAUUGUGGAUGCUAAGACCAUCUUCACAGGCCACACCGCUGUAGUGGAGGACGUCUCCUGGCAUUUGCUCCACGAGUCGCUCUUUGGAUCUGUGGCCGAUGACCAGAAACUCAUGAUCUGGGACACACGGUCCAACAACACCUCCAAGCCCAGUCAUGCAGUGGACGCCCACACUGCUGAGGUCAACUGCCUGUCCUUCAAUCCUUACAGUGAGUUCAUCCUGGCCACUGGCUCUGCAGAUAAGACUGUGGCCCUUUGGGACUUGAGGAACCUGAAGCUGAAGCUGCACUCGUUUGAGUCUCACAAAGACGAGAUCUUCCAGGUUCAGUGGUCUCCCCAUAACGAAACCAUUCUGGCCUCCAGCGGCACAGACAGAAGACUCAACGUCUGGGACCUCAGUAAGAUCGGAGAGGAGCAAUCUCCAGAGGAUGCUGAAGACGGCCCUCCUGAGCUGCUGUUCAUUCAUGGAGGACACACAGCUAAGAUCUCAGACUUCUCCUGGAACCCCAAUGAGCCGUGGGUCAUCUGUUCUGUGUCAGAGGACAACAUCAUGCAAGUCUGGCAGAUGGCUGAAAACAUCUACAAUGACGAGGACCCAGAAGGUGCUGCAGACUCGGAGGUCCAGGCAUGAGUCUGUUCUCCACAUCUCCUCAUUUGACCUGCUUGUUAAAAAUGGAUCACUUUUCCAGCAUUGGGUACUUAGGCAGUAAUGCCUUUUUAAAAUAUACAUUUUUGGGCAGCAGUGGUUUUGUAGAAAAUGAAAUAAAAAAAUAAAAAGUAAAAUGCUGCAUCACCAUCAUCUUGUUGUGAAGUAUUUAAAACACAGUCUGUUUCUGUCAGGUUUUUUUUUUAGAUCCCCUCGUUCUUCAAAUCCCCACUGCUCCCAUUCUGUGGUUCAUGUGAUGAACCGUCACACACAGUCCAUUAUUGUUCAGAUGAUUCAUUUUUGUGGUUUGAUUUCCUCUUGAUUAGUCGUUCUACAGCGAUCCAUUUUUAAUGAAAUUGUACAUACUGUAGGUUUUCUUUCAUUUGCUUGAUAUUUGUAGUCGCAAUUGUCCACGUCGUGUGUUGUCACUUGUUUGUGUUUCUUUCUCUGCUUUUUUUUCCCUGUGCUGCAUCUGAUGACUUUAAGCAUAUUCAUAAUAAAAAUAUUUACAUUUAA
This is a messenger RNA of Solea senegalensis (Senegalese sole), 1936 nucleotides long. Its product is annotated as histone-binding protein RBBP4. Gene Ontology annotation, cellular component: NuRD complex; ESC/E(Z) complex; nucleus. NCBI's taxonomy places the organism in Eukaryota, Metazoa, Chordata, Actinopteri, Pleuronectiformes, Soleidae. The coding region runs from base 119 to 1405 and encodes 428 amino acids. The record is from RefSeq and is a predicted model, not a curated record. Gene Ontology annotation, biological process: regulation of gene expression. Gene Ontology annotation, molecular function: histone binding. The transcript is spliced from 12 exons.